AGGCGGCCGCCCCGCGCUUGUUGUUGUCCGCGGGACUCGCUGGCAGGGAGGGAGGAGGGAGCCGCGCAGCGCCCCCGCCGCCGCCCCCCGCGCCCCCGCCGCCCCCGCCGCCGCCCCCGCCACGGGGCGCUCCCGCCGGCACGCAGUUGCAAUUUCUGAGCAGUUUUGUCCGGAAGACUGUGCUCAGGUUAUGACGACUAAUCCCAAACCGAACAAGGCAUUAAAGGUAAAGGAGGAGUCAGGAGAGAAUGCCCCAGUGCUGAGUGAUGAUGAACUCGUGUCAAUGUCCGUACGGGAGCUGAACCAGCACCUGAGGGGUCUCACCAAAGAGGAGGUCAUCCGUCUGAAGCAGCGGAGGCGCACGCUCAAGAACCGGGGCUACGCUGCCAGCUGCCGCAUCAAGCGUGUGACUCAGAAAGAGGAGCUCGAGAGGCAGCGGGUUGAGCUGCAGCAAGAGGUGGAGAAGCUGGCCAGAGAAAACAGCAGCAUGAAGCUAGAGCUGGAUGCCUUGCGCUCCAAGUACGAAGCACUCCAGACCUUUGCUCGUACUGUGGCGCGAGGGCCUAUUACCCCGACCAAAGUUGCCACCACCAGUGUCAUCACCAUCGUGAAAUCAGCCGAAAUCUCAUCCAGUUCUGUGCCCUUUUCAGCAGCCUCCUAGUGCCCUCGGUGGGGGGAACUAGCAGCCUUUCAGAGGGGAGGGGAUAAGGCUCUUAUGCAUUGUUCCGGAGUCCUUGGUCACGUCAAGAAUUGGCAUUUUAAGAAGUCUCUUCCAAAAGUGCAAAAAA
Molecule: messenger RNA, 788 nt
Organism: Camarhynchus parvulus
Lineage: Eukaryota; Metazoa; Chordata; Aves; Passeriformes; Thraupidae
Gene: MAFK
Product: MAF bZIP transcription factor K
Exons: 3
Coding region: 191-661 (156 amino acids)
Biological process (GO): regulation of transcription by RNA polymerase II
Cellular component (GO): nucleus
Molecular function (GO): RNA polymerase II cis-regulatory region sequence-specific DNA binding; DNA-binding transcription factor activity, RNA polymerase II-specific
Source: RefSeq, a predicted model, not a curated record